CUCCCUUCUCCCCCACUCUACCCAAAUAAAUCCAGAGCAGCCAUGUCCAUUACUCUCAAGAGCUUGGUUCAAAACUCGAAGCUUCUCAGCGGAUUCUUGACCCCAGUGUCCAAGAUCUACGCCAAUGCUGCUGCCUACAGACAAAUCGGUUUGCGUUAUGACGAUUUGCUUGCCGAAGAAAGUGAUGUUGUUCAGGAAGCUAUCCGUCGUCUCGAGAAAGCCGAACCUCGUGAGGCCUACGACCGCGCUUAUCGUAUUCGCGUCGCUCAGCAGUGCUCGUUGACCCAAUCGCUUUUGCCCAAGGACCAGUGGGUUACCCCAGAGAAUGACAAGCGAUACCUCCGGCCCUACAUUGACGAAGUUGCUGCCGAAUUUGCUGAACGUGAUGCUUUCGAUAACAUCAAGGUCGCCCCUCGCCACUAGAGACCUUUCCAUCCAGCACUCUCUCAUAACUCUAAAAAAGAAACAUGUAAUACGACCCAACAAAGUACAAAAUAAAGCAUAAAUCACCGUUUUUGUCUUGUCGGCUUAGACAUUUCACGGUCUUGUUCAUACAGAGUUCGGGCAUGAAAUAAGCCGACCAAGCGUGCCUCUAUAUAUUUGACUAUUAUGUAAAACGAUAUAUUACAA
Zychaea mexicana is the source of this 630-nucleotide messenger RNA. RefSeq names its product cytochrome b-c1 complex subunit 7. Gene Ontology annotation, biological process: mitochondrial electron transport, ubiquinol to cytochrome c. Lineage: Eukaryota; Fungi; Mucoromycota; Mucoromycetes; Mucorales; Lichtheimiaceae. The transcript is spliced from 3 exons. The coding region runs from base 43 to 423 and encodes 126 amino acids. The record is from RefSeq and is a predicted model, not a curated record.